Bemisia tabaci is the source of this 906-nucleotide messenger RNA. RefSeq lists its product as uncharacterized. Lineage: Eukaryota; Metazoa; Arthropoda; Insecta; Hemiptera; Aleyrodidae. The record is from RefSeq and is a predicted model, not a curated record.
CGUGCGAGUUUGUUCCCGUUUAUUAGUGUCGAGGUAGUUCUUGAUUGGUGCAUGUGAGGUAGUUCUUGAAUGGUGCAUGUUGAAGUUUCCUUCGUUCGGACCGCCAGGAGAAUUUUCAGACCUACAUGAAACCGACAUGCCAAUGGAAACAAUUGGCCCUGAUCCUGGUGAUCCUGUCGGCGCUGAUCCCGCCAAACCGAGGAAAAGGGAAUGGAUGGCCGUUUAUGAGUCUGAGAAACUCGAACCUGAAAAUUCAAAAGGGAACGCUCCUGUUAACGGGGCAUUCGCGGCUCAUGCUGGCCCUUGACGAGAAAACACUGGUGCGGAUGCCUUGGAGACACCGGAGCAACCAGAAGUACACGUGGCUCAUCAAAAUCACACUUCCGGUGCCCGAAACCUCGAUUAGUCGCGCCAUCAGGAUAGAACCUGCUGGCUUUGAUCCAGUCAGGGCGGUGGAACUGGCGAAGCUCAUGCUAGGAAAGAAACUCCCGUACAAGGCUAAACUCCAGACCGAAAAAGAUUGGAUCUAUUACAUUUGCUUCAGCAGGACUCCGAACCCCCUGUGCUGCCCGUGGUGUCUGCAGAAUCGCCCACUGACCAGCGCCGAGAUUAAGGAAGGAUUCUACUCCAAGGACCACAGUGGCAACCUUUUAAGGGCCAGCGAACUCGCACCACUCCCUAAGGCUAUAGAAUGGGAGUGGAGUACGGAAAACUGGUCCAAUAAAUUCACCUUUCCUCCCGAUGAGAUAUAAGUGAUUAGUAGGCCCAUGAUAGCGACAAGCAAACCCUGUAAAGCUUCGUAGCUGGUGCUCAGAUCCUCACCCAAAGAUUAUAGUGCAACGGAAUUUUGCGAUAAAAUUCAAGUGAAUGCAAUUCAAAUUCAAAAAUGCAUCAAAUUAAAUCCAA